Trichoderma aggressivum f. europaeum is the source of this 825-nucleotide messenger RNA. RefSeq lists its product as uncharacterized. NCBI's taxonomy places the organism in Eukaryota, Fungi, Ascomycota, Sordariomycetes, Hypocreales, Hypocreaceae. The transcript has a single exon. The record is from RefSeq and is a predicted model, not a curated record. Bases 1 to 825 code for a protein of 274 amino acids.
AUGUUACCUCCAACACCAAAUCUUCCAGAUGCGACAUUUUCCGGGACAACUCGGAUUAACAACAUCGAUCUUUGGUAUGCCUUAUUUGGGCCGCCUCUAGAUUGUGGGCGAACCCCCAUAGUUUUUCAGCAUGGCGGCAAGAUCAAUUCCAACUGGUGGGGUCUCCAGAUCAGACACAUUGCUGGAAAGGGACACCCUGUUAUCGCAAUCGAUACGAGAGCUCAUGGUCGAUCAAAUGAUGACACAGAGGUGCCGCUAUCAUAUGACUUAUUCGCCAACGAUACGGUGGCCUUACUUGAACAUCUCAAGGUGUCCAGGGCUUCGGUUGUUGGGUGGUCUGAUGGCGCCAACACCGCUCUCUCCUUAGCAAUGUACCACGGCGAAAAAGUUGAUCGCGCAUUCAUCUUUGGCGCCAAUUAUCAGCCUGAUCAAGCCAAUAUUACUGGCAUAAUGGGAUUGCCUUUCCUGGACGAUUUGCAAAAUAGGAUGAAAAGCGAAUACAAAGCUUUAUCUCCGAAUCCAGAAAAGUUUGACGAUUUCAUGGCGAAAAUGGCCACGAUGCAAAGCACGUUUCCAGACUGGAAUGACAAAUCAUUUGCCCAAAUCAAGACACGCUUUCAAGAUCCUGGCCGUGCACCUAUUAUAUGGAUUGGGGAUGGGGAUUCGGAGGAAGUCGUACAGCGAAGAGUUGCAGGUGAGAUGAGAGAUAUGAUCAGGGGAUCAAGCCUAGUAGUAUUGCCGGGUGUCGGACACUUUGGCCCUCUCCAAGAUCCUGAUACGUUCAAUGCCAUCCUUGAUCGAUGGCUUGCGGAUCCGCGCCAUUAG